Messenger RNA from Oryza brachyantha (malo sina), 2680 nucleotides. RefSeq names its product mitogen-activated protein kinase 8. Gene Ontology annotation, molecular function: MAP kinase activity; ATP binding. Gene Ontology annotation, biological process: intracellular signal transduction; protein phosphorylation. The transcript has 10 exons. The coding region runs from base 403 to 2133 and encodes 576 amino acids. The record is from RefSeq and is a predicted model, not a curated record. Lineage: Eukaryota; Viridiplantae; Streptophyta; Magnoliopsida; Poales; Poaceae. Gene Ontology annotation, cellular component: nucleus; cytoplasm.
AGAGCGGGGCGAGCACGAGCUCUAUUUUUUUGCUCGUUUUCUUUCUUUCUUUUUAAUAACUCCAGUACUCCACCGCCACCAGUAGAGAGGCCCGGGGGAGGACGAGAGCACGAGACCGCAACACAAACUCGCCGCGAGUUGCUCAGUCGCAGGGGGCGGGGCGGGCGUCCCGGUCGGGGAUUGCGCUGGUUCGAUCCCCCCAACCCAAUCCGUUCAGGGGCGUGGCGAGAUCGAUCGAUCGAUCUCUCCCUCCCUCCCUCCCUCCGUCCCUCGCUACCUACCGACCUACCUCGCGCUCGCGGCGGGCGGGGGCGGGCAGGCAUCGCAUGCGGCGGCUCGGCGAGGCAAAUGCGGGUAGAUUCGCUGGCGGAGGUGGAGCGGUGAGGCGGCAGCCAGGGAGCGAUGCAGACGGAGCAGCAGCAGCAGCGGAGGAAGGAUUCAUCAGAGAUGGAUUUCUUCAGCGAAUACGGUGAUGCCAACAGAUACAAAAUUCAGGAAGUCAUUGGCAAAGGAAGCUAUGGUGUAGUUUGUUCAGCUAUUGACCAACAUACUGGUGACAAGGUUGCAAUCAAGAAAAUACACAAUAUCUUUGAACACUUAUCUGAUGCUGCCCGAAUUCUCCGUGAGAUCAAAUUACUCCGGCUAUUACGGCAUCCUGAUAUAGUUGAGAUCAAGCAUAUAAUGUUACCUCCAUCAAGGAGGGACUUCAAGGACAUCUAUGUUGUCUUUGAGCUGAUGGAUACCGAUCUCCACCAAGUAAUCAAGGCAAAUGAUGACUUAACCAAAGAACAUCAUCAGUUCUUUCUCUACCAGAUGCUUCGUGCUCUGAAAUAUAUUCAUACUGCUAGUGUCUAUCAUCGUGAUUUGAAGCCAAAGAAUAUAUUGGCAAAUGCUAACUGUAAACUCAAAAUAUGUGAUUUUGGUCUAGCACGAGUGGCGUUUAAUGACACUCCUACAACGGUAUUCUGGACGGAUUAUGUUGCUACUAGAUGGUACAGAGCUCCUGAGUUGUGUGGUUCUUUCUUCUCUAAGUAUUCACCAGCUAUUGACAUAUGGAGUAUUGGCUGUAUAUUUGCGGAGAUUUUAACUGGGAAACCUUUGUUUCCUGGUAAAAAUGUGGUUCACCAAUUGGAUCUGAUGACUGAUCUCUUGGGUACUCCAUCAAUGGAUACUGUUACAAGGAUUCGGAAUGAGAAAGCAAGGAGGUACUUAAGUAGUAUGAGGAAAAAGCAGCCAGUAUCUUUUUCUGGGAGAUUCCCAAAAGCAGAUCCUGCUGCACUCAAGCUUCUGCAGAGACUACUAGCAUUUGACCCCAAGGAUAGACCAACCGCUGAAGAGGCGCUGGCUGAUCCAUAUUUUAAAGGCCUUGCAAAGGCAGAGAGAGAACCAUCAUGCCAACCAAUAACAAAAAUGGAGUUCGAGUUUGAGCGGAGAAAGGUGACCAAAGAGGAUGUGAAGGAACUUAUAUUCCGCGAGAUACUGGAGUAUCAUCCUCAACUUCUCAAGGAUUACAUGAAUGGAACUGAAAAAACGAACUUCCUAUAUCCUAGUGCCAUUGACAACUUCCGGAGACAAUUUGCUAACCUGGAAGAAAAUGGUGGAAAGAAUGGAGAUGCUGUUCCGUCAGACAGGAAACAUGUUUCGCUCCCAAGGACUACUACAGUUCAUUCUACUCCAAUUCCUCCCAAAGAUCAUCAUAAUGUAACUUCCCAAGUACCCCAAAGGAUUCCAACAGGUAGACCAGGAAGAGUGGUUGGCCCUGUAAUACCAUUGGAGAAUUCAAGUGCAAUGGGCCCAUACAAUCAACGAAGGGUGGUCAGGAACAUGUCAGCAUACGCCUACCACCGGAAGUCAGACAGUUCAGAAAGAGAGCUCCAGCAGGAGCUUGAGAAAGAUCGUAUGCGUUACCAGCCAUCGGAGCAUUUUAUGGAUGCUAAGGUGGUGUCACAUAUGUCCCAUGACUUGAGGUCUUCCUCCUACUACGUUUCAAAGGCGAAAGCAGAUGUGGCCGAUAGAGCUACCUUACAAUCCAGCAUGAUGCAGGGAAUCGGCCCUUUUAAUGGCAUCGCUGCAGUUGGAGGUAACUACAAUAAGGUCGGUGCUGUUCAGUACGGAGUUUCGAGGAUGUAUUAGGUGCAUUGCCACUUCCAAUUUGCUCCGCUGAGCUGAAUUAAUAACAUGAAAGAGCCUAAGUAGUCAAGUGCCUGAUCGGCCGAAGAUUCGAACAGAGGAAUACAGGAUCAACAAUCUGAUCGAGGAAGCGUGGAGGCGGUGAAACUACAGAAUGUGGAAAGGACAAUCAUCUUGCUAGCCAUUGAUCUAGCCGUUCAAGAAAGGCAUGACAUAUUGCCAUUGCUAUCAACUAUUUGCUGCUAAGAAAAAGAAACGAGAGAAAAGGGGAAACGAUGAGCGAGUGAACUAUGUACUUCGAAUGAAAGGGGGACCUGGGAAUAAAAAUAGUGAGCCUCUGUAUAUACAGUAACUUGAUUAUAUAUAUUACUGCCAGAGACAGCCAUUUCUUUGUUCCUCGUGUGGUGGUGUGUUUCCUUUUGUAUCUGUGGGCGUUGGAGCACAAAUUCUUGACAGCAAGCGACACGUAGAAUGGGAAGUACAUUUUGGUGUAACAUCAAAGUAGCAAAAACAAAUCAACGGACGAUAGUGUUCACUCCAUUUAUUAUAA